GUAAACAAACACAGACCCCGUUCGCGCUGUGUUGCGGUGAGAGCGCUGAGAAAUCACACGAGCCGCUUGCAUCUUCGAAAGUCAGCGCCGGAGGAUAGAAGCCCUCAUGAAUCCCUGAGGCGCCGUCAAGACUUUUCUCCCUCGAAUAGAAAUCCGCGAGACAGAGGUGUUCAGGGAGGCUCAAGCUCCUACCGUGAAAUCAUUCAAACGACUCUACGAUGCUGCGCGUGUUACCCUCAGUUGCGAGGAGCCUCGCGAGCUCCCUGUCGGUCAGACCUCUGACAUCAAAGGCUCAAGCCGUCACCGGUGAGAUAGUGGACCAGAAUCGUGAAUCGCGUGUCAUCAAAACUGUACUCGGAGCAGUCAAUGACCAGAUCGAGAAAGGAACGCACAGUAGAUUAUUCGCCGUUAUUUACCUCCACGGCAAACAAUUCAAGGUCACCGCUGAGGACAUCAUCGCUGUUAACACAGUCAUGCCUGUCGGAAUCGGGGAGACCAUCCGACUGAACAAGAUUCUCUUGGCAGCAUCCACGGACUUCACCCUGAUUGGCAGACCUUUGCUGGAUCAGGACCUCGUUCGAGUUUAUGCGACGGUGAUCGAGCGAACCUUGGGCCAUGAGUACCGGAUCUUCAAAUUCAGGCAGAGGACCCGGUAUCAGAGGUCGUAUUUCUACAGACAAAACUAUACCAUGCUCAGGAUCAACGGAAUCGAAAUCGCGAGACCCAUCGAUCAAUAGGAUACCAACUCGUAGGAUAUAUCUAUGGAAUAAAAUGUUUCGAGU
Molecule: messenger RNA, 782 nt
Organism: Galendromus occidentalis (western predatory mite)
Lineage: Eukaryota; Metazoa; Arthropoda; Arachnida; Mesostigmata; Phytoseiidae
Gene: mRpL21
Product: mitochondrial ribosomal protein L21
Exons: 4
Coding region: 219-737 (172 amino acids)
Biological process (GO): translation
Cellular component (GO): mitochondrial large ribosomal subunit; ribosome
Molecular function (GO): RNA binding; structural constituent of ribosome
Source: RefSeq, a predicted model, not a curated record